This is a messenger RNA of Antechinus flavipes (yellow-footed antechinus), 633 nucleotides long. It is a transcript of the gene CST6, whose product is annotated as cystatin E/M. Gene Ontology annotation, cellular component: extracellular exosome. Bases 48 to 488 code for a protein of 146 amino acids. NCBI's taxonomy places the organism in Eukaryota, Metazoa, Chordata, Mammalia, Dasyuromorphia, Dasyuridae. The transcript is spliced from 3 exons. The record is from RefSeq and is a predicted model, not a curated record. Gene Ontology annotation, molecular function: cysteine-type endopeptidase inhibitor activity.
CCGCCCGGCCCGCUCCCCGUGCUCCCUGAGACCUGCCCAGAGCCGAGAUGCUGGUGGCGCUGCUGGUGCUGUGUGUCGCCUCCCUGAGCCUGCCCGCGGCCCACGGGGACCAGGGGGGCGGCUCCGAGCCCCGGCCGGGGAACCUGCUGGGGGCCCGCAUCCCCGUGUCCACCAGCAGCCCCGAGUUGAAGGAGUACACCCAGCUGGCCGUGCAGACCUUCAACACCGGCAGCAACAGCAUCUACUACUUCCGGGACACCAAAGUCCUCAAGGCCGAGAAGCAGCUCGUGUCUGGCAUCAAAUACUUCCUGACCAUGUUGUUUGGGAGCACCCAGUGCCGGAAGGGUGCGGAUACCGGCGAGGGAGUGAACCUGACCCAGUGCCCGUUCUCGGCGGAACAGGAGAAUUUCCAGUGUGACUUUGAGAUCCUGCAGGUCCCCUGGAAAAACCAGACCACGGUCCAGAAGUUCUCGUGUCUGCCCGCCUAAGGCCGCCCUGGCUUGGCCCAGCAUGGGGGGAGGGGAUGGGGGGGGCGCCUGCAGAGGAAGAUGGGACAGGCUGGGGGGGGGGGGAUGUUCCGGGCCCUGGAGAUUGCACAGCGGCCACGGCUGAAUGAAUAAACGGAUAAACCCA